CGCAGCUUGGACUCUCCCCAAUGCCCCGAUCCUGCGCAUUGAGUUUUCCAGUGUUCCGUGGUUGGAUUGAGGGGGGGGGGAGGAGGAAAAGUGCGGGGGGGAAAGUUUCCAUUUCUUCAUGGUGACCCAUCUCAUUGGUUGUUAUUCAAUAUUUAUGUAUAUGUCAUGUGUGUAGUUUAUAGUAGUCUGAACUAUGCGCUUCUUGUUUUUCCUCUCUCUCUUUUCAAGGUGGGAUUUCAUGCUUUCGGAACUUGGAAUUUUGGGCGAAACACACAAAGACUCGAAGCAAACACGGGGACGAACAGGGGAGAAAACCGGAUUUUCAUGAAGAGGUCGGAGAGGGGGAAGUUUAAAUGCGACGACGAGCUCGGGGGGGAAAAAAAGGCUGGCUGGCGGGUGUGCCAGUGGUGGUGGCAUCUCCCGUCAAACCACAUGAUUAAUUACAAACAACUCACCCAAAUAAGUUACCCCCUCGGGUCACUCGGCCCGACGCAUAAAAGCAUAAAUCACCCAGGACAAACAAGGCAGGCAGGCAACCUUUCCAUGGCGCUGAAAUUGGCCGGUGAUAUGAAUUUGCUAGGAUCAUAUAGUUGGAGAGAGAACGAGCUCGACAAAUGAUAGGAGAGAGAGAGAUACAAAUAGGAGAUGGUAUGGAAGAUGGUGAGUCCCUUGAAGAGAGGAUGUGAACAAGUAGAGAGAUAUGAAAGUAGGGAGAAAGAAGAAAGAAAGAAAAAAAGAGUAAUGAAAGAAGUGAUAAAGAAAUGACAAUCGAAGUGAUAAGAAAAGGAACGUGACAAAAUGAUGAUCAGGAAACAUUCAAAACGAAGAGCGAGCACAGAAAGACAACAAAAGAUAUCAACCAAA
Molecule: messenger RNA, 864 nt
Organism: Aspergillus brunneoviolaceus CBS 621.78
Lineage: Eukaryota; Fungi; Ascomycota; Eurotiomycetes; Eurotiales; Aspergillaceae
Exons: 1
Coding region: 166-618 (150 amino acids)
Source: RefSeq, a predicted model, not a curated record